AUGAAUCAAACAACAGAGCAGCGCGAUUAUGGAGUAACGCCUCCAAUUUCUCGAGAUGGACCUUCACCGCAAGAAAUUACGCUUGCUGCAGAUCUCAUGACAGAACUAAAGGGAACAUUCGAGUCUGCAGAGGAAGGGCGGACUCGCGAAGCGGUCCUCGGAAGGGUUACCAAGCUCGUCAAAGAGUUUAUCUACCAAGCGUGCAUACGAAGAAAUCUCAGUGAGGCAGCUGCAAAAGCUGCAGGAGGCAAAAUCUACACGUUUGGAUCCUAUCGUUUAGGUGUACAUGGACCAGGCUCUGAUAUCGACACUCUCGUCGUCGCUCCCAAACAUGUCGACCGACAGGAUUUCAUGGAAAUUUUCUUGGACCUUCUCCAAAAGGACGAUUGGGUCGAAGAAGCCAACCCAGUGCCAGAUGCAUACGUGCCGGUGAUCGAUGCAAAGAUCAAGGGUAUCUCUAUGGACUUUACAUUUGCCCGGCUAGCUCUCUCUGUCAUUCCAGACGACCUUGAACUUGGUGACGAUUCUCUCCUCAAGAAUCUCGACGACAAGUGCGUCCGUAGUCUUAACGGGUCACGGAGUACAGAUGCGAUUCUUCGUCUGGUGCCAAACGUGCAUGUAUUCCGCGACGCAUUGCGUGCAAUCAAAUAUUGGGCUCAGCGGCGAGCAAUCUACUCCAACGUCAGUGGAUUCCUGGGGGGCAUCGCUUGGGCAUUGCUUGUGGCCCGAGUUUGUCAGCUGUACCCCAAUGGUAACGCGGCAACCAUUGUUCGACGGUUCUUCCUCAUCAUGUCCAUGUGGAAAUGGCCUCAACCCGUCGUGCUAAAGAAGAUCGAGGAGGGAAAUCUUAAUAUGCGUGUGUGGAAUCCCAAGAUUUAUCCGUCUGAUAGAGCACACAAAAUGCCGAUAAUCACCCCAGCUUAUCCGUCAAUGUGCUCAACUCACAACGUGAUGAACUGCACCUUUGAGAUCAUACAAGAAGAACUCAAGCGAGGGCAAGAACUCAUAGUCCGAAUUACCAAUGGCGAAGCAAAGUGGGCGGAUUUGUUCACAAAGCACACUUUCUUCAGCCAGUAUCAGUACUAUCUUCAAAUCAUCGCGUCCUGUGAUGAUGAAGAGAUUCAAAAGAAAUGGUCUAAGACUGUCGAGUCGAAAGGACGUCAGCUUGUUGGCAAGCUCGAAGAGUCUGGCACGUUGGCUCGGGUGCAUCCUUUCGUCAAGGGUUUCAACAAGACAUACUAUACUGUAACCAUGCAAGAGCACGCCGAUAUUGUGCUAGGAAACGUUCCCCCUGCAGUUGCGAAUCGGACAGAGGAAGAAGCAAAGCAGAUUGAGUCUAAUGAGCGUCAGGUCAUCCACACUACCACUUUCUACAUCGGCAUGGAGAUUACUCGGCCACCACCAUCUGUCACUACGACAGGCCCACGAAAGCUGGAUAUUUCUAUUCCCACUAGUGAGUUCAUGAAGACCGCACGCAGUUGGGAGUUAUACCAGAACGAUAUCAUGGGUAUUGCUGUUCGCCACAUCAAAAAUUCGGCACUUCCCGACGAAGUUUUUGAAGGUGCUCCUCGACCAAGAAAGGGCCUCAAGCGUGUAGCGAAAUCCAAAGUGCCCAUUGAUGGAGAAGGUGCUCAAGCCACCAAGCGACGACGACCGAGCGACGACGGACAGACACCGACUCCCGUGAACCCUCAAAGUCUUGUGCCAGCACAGCUACCCGCAAUACCGGCCUCUGAUUUCGCGCAAGCUGGUCCCCCCAAAACGCCGGACCCUAUUGGCAAUCCCAACGGUGCGGUCACGGAAGCCUCUGCCAACGGGGCCGUCCAAGUCACACCAAGGAAUGGCAAGCCUCAGCCUCAAGCCGCCGCUUCGUGA
Messenger RNA from Serendipita indica DSM 11827, 1875 nucleotides. The record is from the annotation of a GenBank genome assembly. NCBI's taxonomy places the organism in Eukaryota, Fungi, Basidiomycota, Agaricomycetes, Sebacinales, Serendipitaceae.